Molecule: messenger RNA, 783 nt
Organism: Aspergillus puulaauensis
Lineage: Eukaryota; Fungi; Ascomycota; Eurotiomycetes; Eurotiales; Aspergillaceae
Gene: pre5
Product: proteasome core particle subunit alpha 6
Exons: 3
Coding region: 1-783 (260 amino acids)
Biological process (GO): ubiquitin-dependent protein catabolic process
Cellular component (GO): proteasome core complex; nucleus; proteasome core complex, alpha-subunit complex
Source: RefSeq, a predicted model, not a curated record
AUGUUCAGAAAUAACUACGACAACGAUGCGGUCACCUUCUCCCCGCAAGGUCGGAUAUUCCAGGUAGAGUAUGCACAGGAGGCAGUGAAGCAGGGUUCCGUCGUGGUUGGUCUGGUCAAUAAGACACAUUCCGUGCUGGUUGGCCUGAAGAGAAACGCCGAAGAACUUUCCUCAUACCAGAAGAAGAUCAUCGAGGUCGACUCCCAUAUGGGUGUCGCUAUCGCCGGUCUGGCAUCAGACGCCCGUGUACUAUCCAAUUACAUGAAGCAACAGUGUCUCAGCUCCCGAAUGACCUACGGUCGACCCCUGCCUGUGAAUCGCAUUGUCAACCAAAUUGCAGACCGUGCUCAAACAAACACGCAACAGUACGGAAAGCGACCAUACGGUGUUGGUCUACUCGUUGCUGGAGUGGAUGAAGCUGGCCCUCAUCUAUUCGAGUUCCAGCCUUCCGGCAUGGCCCAGGAGAUGCUCGCCUGUGCCAUCGGAGCACGAUCCCAGAUGGCCCGGACCUACUUGGAGCGCAAUCUAGACCAGAUCACAGAAUCUAGCCGGGACGAGCUCGUCACCCAUGGACUCCGAGCUCUCAAGGAGACUCUUUCCCAGGAUAAAGAGUUGACGGUAGACAACACAUCCAUCAGCGUGGUGGGACUUGCAAGCGAUACCGGGAAGACUGAGAACUUCAAGCUCUACGAAGGACAGCAGCUCCUUCCGCUCUUCGAAGCCCUGGACCGGUCGGACGCGGGCGAGACCAAGGAGACUGAGACGAUGGAGGUCGAUCCAUAA